Zerene cesonia (dogface butterfly) is the source of this 1932-nucleotide messenger RNA. RefSeq names its product putative fatty acyl-CoA reductase CG5065. The transcript is spliced from 12 exons. Gene Ontology annotation, biological process: long-chain fatty-acyl-CoA metabolic process. Gene Ontology annotation, molecular function: alcohol-forming very long-chain fatty acyl-CoA reductase (NADP+) activity. The record is from RefSeq and is a predicted model, not a curated record. NCBI's taxonomy places the organism in Eukaryota, Metazoa, Arthropoda, Insecta, Lepidoptera, Pieridae. Gene Ontology annotation, cellular component: peroxisome. Bases 340 to 1932 code for a protein of 530 amino acids.
UUUAGCGCUGUCUCCCGAUUGAUUUUUUUAUUCCAUACGAUCUCACACCGGCCGCGUUUCAAACAUAUAAAACACACACGAAUUUUUAUAAAUAUAACCACGGCCGAACGCGCGUUUGUUAAAAAUAAAUUGACAUAUAUAACCUAUUUAUUUAUUAUGUGCUAGUGAAGUUUUCUAAUGUGUUCCAUCAUUCCAUUUUUGAAAUAGAUGGGAGAUCCUAAACAUGAAAUAAAUUGAAGCAACUCAACCUCCACUACUACUCCACACUACGUGAAGCGCACACGCACGGGUUCAUGCCAGCCAGGGUCGACUGAUAGAUAUUAUAAUCACGGAUAUAAAAUGGCGUCAUGUCUGCACUUCCCGCGGCAAGACUAUGUGCCGGUUGCCGAUUUUUAUGCGGAGAAAUCGAUUUUUGUCACUGGCGGCACGGGGUUUAUGGGAAAAGUAUUAGUAGAAAAAUUACUACGAAGUUGUCCAAAAAUCAAAAACAUAUAUCUAUUGAUGCGACCGAAGAAGGGGCAAGAUGUUACCUCACGGCUCAGCGAACUCACACAGUCACCGUUAUUCGAAACGUUGAGAAGGGAACGCCCAAACGAGUUGAGUAAAAUAGUGCCAAUAGUCGGUGAUAUCACUGAACCACAGCUGGGAAUCAGUACAGCCGACCAGGAUAUGCUCUGCCGGGAGGUGUCCGUGGUAUUCCAUUCGGCGGCCACAGUGAAGUUCGACGAAAAGCUGAAACUGUCCGUCACCAUCAACAUGCUGGGGACGCAGCAGCUGGUGCAGCUGUGCCAUCGCAUGGUCGGCCUGGAGGCGUUAGUCCACGUAUCGACCGCGUACUGCAACUGCGAGAAGGAGUCCGUCGGGGAGAUGGUGUACCCGCCGCCUGCGCACCCGGAGCACGUGGUGACGCUUGUGCAGACGCUGCCCGAUGAGCUGGUGGACAGGAUCACGCCGGACCUCGUCGGUGACAGACCGAACACAUACACGUUUACGAAGGCCCUAGCGGAGGACAUGCUGAUACGGGAGUGCGGCAACCUGCCCGUGGCCAUCGUGAGGCCGUCGAUCGUGCUAUCCUCUCUAAAAGAGCCCGUCAAAGGCUGGGUGGACAACUGGAACGGUCCGAACGGCAUCAUAGCGGCCGUCGGCAAGGGCCUCUUCCGGACCAUGCUCGGGUCGGGCGCGCGCGUCGCUGACCUCGUGCCUGUCGACACCGUCAUCAACCUGAUGAUCGUGUGCGCGUGGCGGACGCAUCAGAAGCGAGGCGAAGGUGUUGUAGUCUACAAUUGCUGCACGGGCCAACAGAAUCCCAUCACGUGGAGUCAUUUUGUGCGGACCUGUUUCAAAUAUAUGAGAAAACAUCCCUUCAGCGACCUGUUCUGGUACCCGGACGGCGACAUCACCAGCAACCGGCUGAAGCACGCGGCGCUCGCGCUGCUGCAGCACCGCGCGCCCGCCGCCGCGCUCGACGCGCUCGCCACCGCCGCCGGCAGGAAGCCCACCAUGAUCCGCGUGCAGAACAAGCUGGAGAAGGCGUCCGCGUGCCUGGAGUACUUCACAACGCGCCAGUGGGCGUUCGCGGACGGCAACGUGCGCGCGCUGUGCGCCGCGCUGGCGCCGCGCGACCGCGCCGCCUUCGACUUCGACGUGAGCGCCAUCGACUGGGACAAGUACAUCGAGUCGUACGUGCUCGGCAUCCGCUGCUUCCUGUUCAAGGAGAGCCCCGACACGCUGCCGAGGAGCCGCAAGGUGCUGAGGAGGUUGCACAUAGUGCACACGCUGGUGCAGGUGGCGCUGGCGCUGCUCGCGUGGCGCUUCCUGUUCCGGCGCUCGCGGGCGCUGCGCGCGCUGUGGGCGCACGUGUGCGCGGCGCUGUGGCGGCUGGCGCGGCUCGCGCGGCUCGACCGCCUCGCGCACCUGCUGCCGCGCGACUGA